ACCAGUGAACGUGUGCUCCCUCUGACGCUUCUCGCUCGAUCGCGGCUUACGUCGGGAAGGAAUCUUGUGUGUGUUGUUUUCAAAGCCCCCUUCUCGUAUAUCAGACCCUUUUUUUUUUUUAGAGAGAAAGAGAAUUAUCAAAUCAACUGACUUAACCGGAAGUGUCUGUGGAUCCGACGCGACCUCGAGUGUUUGUGUCCGUUCAAUCUUUUUAUUUGAUCUUAAUUAAAAAUCUCAAAUGCUUUAUUGCCUGAACAUGGAAGAAGAGAUUACCGAGGGAUUCCCGGUGAGCAAAUCUUGAGUCGUAUGAAUAGUUGUGAGAAAAGGAAAUUGAUAAAUGAGACGAUUGGUUAUCAAGGACACGUCAUAUGCAUUCUCUGUCGUUGUACGGGUGAUUAGAAUAUCCGGAUGUCGCUAAUGAGGUCGUUUGUGGGACAGGUGAUACGACUCCCCAGUCCUAUCAGAUGUGAAACAAGUGAGCGAAGGUGAAGAAACUCCAUGCCACCUUGGAAUCUGACUGCCACUGGCCCGUGCUGUAUGAGGAUCCUACAAACAAACCCUUGCAGCGCUUAGGAAAAAAAAAACUCCCAAAGCAUAUAUGCGGUCAUGAAAAUGGAGAAACCAUCCCCUAGGUGUGAUUGCUGGCCCUUGCUGGUAAUGACAGGUGAGACCCGCCGGAAUCACGAUGGCAAAUCAGUGAGUUCCUUAUUGGGAAUCGUAGUUCUGUUUCUUCUGGCCCAGCUGUCCAUGGCGUCUGACCAGAGCACCAACCUCCCAGAGACCUGGAGAAACAACAGGGGAGGUCAUAAGAUGAACAAGUGGCUUGGGAAACACGGAAGCAGUAGUGUUAGCAGCAGCAGUGGCAUAACUAGUGGGGAACAGGUCGAAAUGAAGAUCGAAUCCAGCGUUCGAACCCUCCCCAGCGUCGCCAGCAAUUGGGGCGGAGACGCCUCCAAGAAAACGCCGAAAGGUCCUUACAUCAACCUGAACUGGAAGCAGGGUACCCACUCGACUUAUAGCAGGUCGACCUCGAGGAACAGUAAUUCCUCGGAGCUGCUCCUUGGCUCCGAGGAGGACCUCACGGAUCGGAAAAAGAGGACUGAGGACCAAAAGCCGACGGCGUCGGGGCCUCGCGGGAGCAGUCAGUUGAUAUUCAAAGAAGGAGCUUACGAAGGACUCGUCGUGGAAGUCAGCGACAAGAUCCCGCAGGAUGACUGUAGGACUGUCAUCGACGGCUUGCAGACUGUACUCCUGGCCUGGUCCAACGCCCUCUUCGUGGCCACGGAGGGCGUGGCUCCCUGAGGACGGCCACAGUCGUCCUCCCGAACCACUGGUCCACGCGAGCUUGUCACCCGCCCUUAUCCGCAGAUCCCCCUCC
Macrobrachium nipponense is the source of this 1378-nucleotide messenger RNA. RefSeq lists its product as uncharacterized. The record is from RefSeq and is a predicted model, not a curated record. The transcript has 3 exons. NCBI's taxonomy places the organism in Eukaryota, Metazoa, Arthropoda, Malacostraca, Decapoda, Palaemonidae. Bases 607 to 1302 code for a protein of 231 amino acids.